Messenger RNA from Parasteatoda tepidariorum (common house spider), 8384 nucleotides. It is a transcript of the gene vari, whose product is annotated as MAGUK p55 subfamily member vari. Gene Ontology annotation, molecular function: protein binding. NCBI's taxonomy places the organism in Eukaryota, Metazoa, Arthropoda, Arachnida, Araneae, Theridiidae. The record is from RefSeq and is a predicted model, not a curated record.
UUUAGUGCAAUGACUGCGAACAAGUUUGCAACCAUUUCUCCUGGCUUGGCGCGCGCUAACAAUCCAAGGUUUGGCGAUUUUAUGGUGAUUUAUACGUUCCUGUGGUUUUUCAAAACAACCCUACCACAGCGCCGAUUCCAUCAUCACACGAAGAAUACCUUGAGUUUAAUCGUUUGAUAGUAAAUAUUUUUAAGUGACAAUCGUGUUUUAUUGUAUAGGAAGUUUGAUCGAUGCCAAAAAAUAGCUAUUUCUAUUUCCUUUCGACCAAUUGAUCGUAUUUCUUACUGCUAUGCGAUUUCGCCUCUCCUUUGUUUAUGUGUGAUCCAGCUAUGUUUGUUUGAAGUACGUUGGCGUUAACUAUUAGUUAUUCGUCGUCAUGGUAAUAUGUGGAAGUAAACAAGAUGAUGAUAGCCGUCAAUUGUUGAGAAGCAUGGAAAAAAUUAAUGAACAAAAACAAGGGACUGCUUUCCAGCAUGUCAGAGAAAAUAUUGAAGAUCUCAAUGGAAGGGUUGGGGCCAGGGAUACUGAUAUUAUAUUUUUGAAAGGAUUAAUGGAAUCUCCUGUUGUCAGUUCAUUAGUAAAGGUUCAGGAUCAGUUAGAAGAUAGCUGUGAAUCAGUUCAACCUGUUAGUGUUGGAAACUAUAAAUUGUUAAAAGACGUUAAGAAAGUUUGUUGUAAUCUAACAGGCAAAGAUUCACAAGAAUUAAUCAAAUUAUUAGAUAAUCCUCAUUUUGAAGCCAUGAUUGAAGCUCAUGAUAUUGUUGCAAGUAAAAGGUAUGAUUCUCCCGAAUCUUCACCUGUUAUAUCCACUUCACCUCUUCUCCGAGUGAACAAUGGUCCGGCUACUGAAGCUGUUCGAAUGGUUGGAAUAAGAAAAACCGAUGAAGAACCACUGGGCAUUACUGUUCGAAAGGAAGAAGAUAAUCUUGUCAUAGCUAGAAUUCUUGCUGGUGGAAUAAUUGAUCGACAAGGUUUGCUAAAUGUUGGAGAUACCAUUCUAGAAGUAAAUUCUGUUGAAGUACACACCCCUAUGGAUUUACAACAACAACUUCAAAAAUCUCUUGGAAGUGUAACAUUUAAAAUUCGUCCAUCCAAUACCGAUCUCAUUGCUCCAGCUCAGACAUUUGUGAAAGCUUUGUAUGCAUAUGAUCCGUCCAAAGAUUCUCUUCUGCCUUGCAAAGAAAUUGGAUUAUCAUUCAAGCAAGGCGAUGUUUUGCAAGUUUUAAGCCAAGACGAUCCUAACUGGUGGCAGGCUAGAAGAUUAGAUGCUAUGGGUCCUGCUGGCUUAAUUCCUUCACAAGAGCUUGAGGAACGCCGGCAUGCUUUUGUCCGACCAGAAUAUGAUCAUGCAACUAAAAGCACUAUGUGUGGUACUAAAAUUACGAAGAAAAAGAGAAAAGUCUUAUAUCAAAGUAGAGCAAAUGCAGAAUUUGACAAGGCUGAAUUACUUCUGUAUGAAGAAGUUGCUCGAAUGCCACCAUUUGAAAGGAAGACUCUAAUUCUGUUAGGUGCUCAGAGUGUUGGUCGAAGAACAAUGAAAAAUAGAUUAAUAAAAGAAGAUCCUGAUAAAUUUGCUUCUCCAGUUGCCCAUACUUCACGACCAAUUAGAGAGACAGAGCAAGAUGGUAAAAAUUAUUUCUUUGUUACACGUGAAGCUAUGGAAGCUGAUAUAGCUGAAAAUAAGUAUUUGGAGUAUGGCGAACACAAUGGGCAUUUAUAUGGAACAAAGCUUGAAUCAGUGAGAGCUAUUAUUCGUUCAGGAAAAAUGUGCAUAUUAGAUUGUAAUCCACAGGCUCUGAAGAUUCUCAAGACAUCAGAAUUCAUGCCAUAUGUUGUUUUUAUUGCUGCUCCUGCUGUGGACCAAUUAAAAAAUAUGCAUGAAUUCGCUAGACCUCAUAAUUACAGCAGUAGAAAUUUAACUUUUGAUCGGGCUAUGGGUAGGCAUGGUUCAAGGCGUGCUCGAACUAUGGAAAGUUUAGCAUCUUUGUAUGAGGAGGAAGAUUUAAGAAAUACAGUUGAAGAAAGUGCAAGAUUGCAAAGGGCUUUUGACAAAUAUUUUGAUUUAGUUCUAAUGAACACAAACUUUGAGAAAACAUAUGAGCAGCUAAAAGAUGCUAUUGAUGCAUUAUCAAGUGAGCCACAAUGGGUUCCAAUUUCAUGGGUUUAUUAAUGUAAGAACUGUAUUGCUUUAAAGCUAUAUUUGUUUUAAAACAAGCUUUAAUAUAUACAUUUAUUUUUUAUUUGAGCUUGAGAGAUCUGAUUUUUAAGACUUAAGUGUAAUAUAUAUGUUGAAAAGUGUUGUACCUGGCUUUGGAAUCUGUGAUAAGCAUUCCAAGUAGUCGACAAGGAAAUAAUUUGCAUUUCAUUCUGAGUAAUUUUUUCAUUGAUUAAAUAAGGAAAUUAAGAUUUGCUUAUUCAUUCAUAUUGUCUUCCACUUAGUUAAACAAACCAUUUAUUCUUAGUCAUCAAUCAAACUGCCGUUUUUGCAUGUUUUAAAACAGAAAAUAUGUUCAUUCAUUAAAACAUUGUUCAUCUGUGACUCACAAUUUAAUUUUAGAGUUAAAUGAAAAAAUAUUAAGAUCAUUUUCUUGGGUUAGCUGAUUGCUCAUUUGGUUCACUGAUUUGUCUUAAAAGUAAAUUAUGUCUUUCAGUAGCUCUAAUUCUUAUUUUAAAUUGAUGUGACUUAGCAUAUUUUUUUUGUUGGGAUUUUUUUGUUAUUCACUAUUUUCCUUUGGGCUAUGGGAAUAUGCAUUUACUUCUGUUAAGUUGAAUCAGUAUUUGUUAUUUAUUUUUGUUUAUUGUGUUUUUUUAAUAUAUAUUUAAAAAUUAUAGGCAUUUGGUCGAUGUGAAAUUUUUUUAUAUAUUUUGUCAAUAGUAUUAGUAGAAAUAAUAAUUUUAUUUGACAUAUUACUGUGAAAAAUUAAGCUUCAUAAAUUACAGUGUUGAAAUACUGAGAAUAACCAUGGCAAAUGCUGGUAAUUCAUAUUAUAUACCUUACUUUUGAAUCUCUUUCUCAAAGUAAAGUGUGGUUUUCUUCACUUUUAUUAACCACAUAAAAGUUUGAAAAACCAAAUUUCUCACUAUUGAAUCUCCUAUUUAUUUCACAUUGAAUUUUUCCCAUAAAGUUUAAACAUGUUUUGCUAUCUACAUUGUUUUGGCCUGUAUAAAGUAUCUUACUUACGUAGUUAACUUAAGAAAAGUGGAAGAAUUAAGUGUGAAACUUUCAGUAAGUUUUUAAAGAGAUAUAUCAGGCAAAAAUAAUUUAAUUUAUAAGUUGUUUAUUCAUUAUUGCUUUAGCUUACAAAUGAUAGCAAAGCUUUAUUUUCACUUUUUCAAUGAAACUAUAUUUGUGGUUAAUUUAAAAAAGGACACCAUUUUAUAUAAUUCACAUGCUUAUAAAUGUAAAUGUGAAAUUUAGAUUUUAUCCACAAAAAUCUAGCUAGGGCAGGACACAACAUAAGAAAUUUGUUUUAGAAAUAAAUUUGUAACUUUCCUAAGUUGUGCCCUCUCCCUAUAAAUAUUUGACUUUUAUUUGCUUUCAAGAAUUUGUUGCAUGCAAAAAAGUGUUUAUUAAACUUCAAUUUUAAGAAUUUUUAUAUUUAUACUCAUGCAACCUCUUUACUAUAAUAUAGAUCUAUUUCUUUUACGCAUUCCACAAUGACUGAAAUUUAAGUUAUUAUUUUUCUAACCUUGCAUAAGAUUUUAACUAUUAUAUUUUAUAUUACUUUUACCAUUUACUUAACCGUAAGUGUGUUUUUUAAAUAGUAUUGAUAUAUUAAGAUUUGAAUAUAUAAGAAGCAUAAUAUAAUUUUUGCUAAUUAUUUUUAUUCAGUUCGACUUUUACAUUUAGAAUGCGUAGUUAAAUUUUGCCUUAAUUGCCCACAGAGACAUGUUAGAGCUGAAUCCUCAAUUUUCAAGUGACAGAUAAAAUGAAUGUCCUCUGGUUUGAGAACAAUCUCGAAUACUCAGGGAUAUUGGUUGAAUAUGCAUAGAAAAUAUUGCUUAGCAUUAAAUGCUUAACUGUUGAAGUUAAAUAUCAGUUUUCUUUUGAAUUUAGUGUAGUUAAUAAAACCACACUUGUAUAUUUUAAUGAUAUGGCUAGCUUUUAAACCUAGUAUCUUUUGUGAAACUACACAAAUUCUCUAAUUUUUUCAAAGAGUAUAUAUACAUAUUUUCAAAUCAGUUGGAAAAUUAAAGACAAUCAAAUGGUAUUUCUUUCUAAGUAUCAUUUAGAUUAGUUAGUAUCCAUCAUUAAAUAGUUUCAAAACUUGUGCCACAUGUGUCACUAACAAAUAUUUUGUAUAAAUAAUUGAAUUUCAGGUUUUUUCAGCUAUGUAUGAAAUGUGUUUAUAAUGAGAGUUGAUAGCAUUUUGAACAAGACUAAAAUUUUGUAUUGCAGAAGUCUUUUUUUUUUUUUUUUAAAUAUACUAUUGAUGUAUAAUAUAUAUUUAAAAGUUAUUACGCUGACUGCGUAAGAAGUGCAAUGCUAAUUUUGGAAAGAAAACUAUUAAUUAUAGCAUGCAAUUAUUUUUCUGCUAAGUAUUAGACAUAAAACUUUACAUCCUACCUAGUCUGCAAUUUAACUUCAAUAAAUUCUGUAUUUGGUUUUUCAUGGGCUAGAUUUCAUGCUGCUUUAAUUUAGCCCAAAAUAAUGUGAGUCUGUUUUUUAUUUAGGAGAGGGGAGAUUGAGACAAAGAAUUUCUCUUGUCCUAAAAUAAUAGUUUUUCUGGUGCUUCGUUUGAAAGUAUAUAUUUUUUAUGUUAAGGUUGGUGUUUUUGAAUUAGUUGAACGAAUAAUUUUAUGUCAGACUUACAGUAAAAAUAAAUUUUCCAUGCAUGGAAUGUUUUUAAUCAAAUAGGUUAAAUUUUUUAUUCAGAAAAUAAAGUGUGUAAUGUGUGGACUUCAUUUAUAGAAAGAUUAAUUCUUGAUUCAAGCUCUUUUUGUAAAAUAUGUUCAUAUGUUCCUCAUUAAAUCUCCCAUAAAAAUUUAAUUAUUAGUCAUCAAAACUUGAUUUAGCCUGUUAUAUAUUUAUCUUAAUUUUUAAAAAAAAUGGGAAUUUUUAUUGUAACAAUGUUUCUUAAACGUCGAACCUCUGAUCAAACAUUUUCCACUUAUCUUAGAAAUCAUAUGCACACAUGUUUUAUGACAAAUUGAAUGAUGCCUCUGUUUUAAUCUGCUUUAGUAAAGUUAUUUUAUUUAAAUGUUUAUUUUUGAAUGUAAUUUUUUAUGUAAUUAAUACUUUUUUUUACUAUUUUAUGCAUUUGGUGAUAGUUCAUGUUUACCUCUUUUAUAAGUCAUGCAUUGAUGUAUUCAUUUUUCAAGCUUUAAUAAAAUAAAAACUUAAGUGCUAAUUAUAUGCUUACAUAUACCUGUAAAAAAUACAUUAUCUUUUUGUGGCAUUAUAUUAUGCAUAAUUUAAACUUCUUAAAUUUUAAAGGAAUUUCUUUUUAAACUGCACUAGUCAUAAUGUCAAAAUAAAAACUGAGCUAAUCCCAGUGGAAUAAUUUAAGUUUUCAGAGUAUUCAUUAUAUUUUUAGUUUAAUAUAUAAUGAACCUUAUUUUAUUUGUUUACUAGUUUUACUUUUCCAUUGAUGUAGUUUAUUUGAUGUUUGCUUAGAAUAAUAUUUAUUUAAUGUAUGUUUUAUUUUAUUUAUAUAAAUUAUUGGUUGUGAAGAACAUUUUUGUUUUGAUCUAAUAUAAUAGUCAUAUGAAGAGUUUCUGAAUGCUAACUUUCUUAUUCAAAUAAAUCUUUGAUACUAUUUUGAUUGCAUUUUUAAGGCUAUAUUACCUUUUUUUAAAAUUUUUUAGCUUUAUUGAUCUAGUUUGCUUAAGAUUUAAAAGAGCAUCUUUUUUUACGUAAAUUAAAACAUUAAAAAUAAAAUAAGAUAAACUUUUAAGACAUGGACAUAUCCUCCAGUUGUACAAGCAUUACUCUCAGAUUUUUUCUAUUGUAUUUUUGUAGUGAAAAAGAAAAUUAUUUAUAAUUCCUAUUAGACAAGGUGCUAAAAUGGUUAAAAAAAAUUCUAUGUUUAGUGCUUGUAAUUGUUCUGACUGUAGUUAAAAAGUAAAUGAGUAUAGUCCAGUAGAACAUUUUGACAGAUUAGAAAUUUUGUAAUUUAUACACAUUCAAAGUUUAAAUCAAUUAAAAAUGUUAUGAAAAGAGUUAUGUUUAUUCUUUUCCUCUUUAUCGAAGCAACUUAAUUUUUCUUUGUUUAUAUUAGAAACAUUUUAAGUCUUUAUUAAGUUUCAAAAUUUGAGAAUGUGGUAUUCUUUCUUCAAAAAAAAAAACACUUGUAUUUUAUAAAUAAAAAAAAUUGCUUUAAUACUUUAUUUUUCCAUAGAAAAACUUGUGUAGCUUAAAAUAUAUAAUUUUCAUGCUGGUUGCUAUUUAUUGUUUUUGUAUUGUUCUCUCUGUGUUAAGUUAAGUAAUAAUAAUAAAUGCAAAAAAUUAAUCUAAUGUUCUACUUGCAUGGAAUUAAAAUUUUUAUUUCCAUUUAAGGUUAUUUGUAAAAUAUCUAUGUUGUCUAUUUCAGCACUAUAUGUGUAUUUAUAUAUGUGUACUUACAUAUGUAUGUAUAAUAUAUAUCUAUUCAGGGUGACAAUAAUUAAAAUAGAGAUGUUUGAAGUUAAAUAAAGAGUAGACUGUUGAACAAAACUGAACUUAUUUUGCAGUAGAUGCUAUUUAGUCAAUUUGAAUUUUAUAAGAAAAAAUCAGUUCAAUAUUUUUGCCACUGUGUACCUAGGUUAAUUUUUUUUACUUGCUAUAAUUUACCGCUAAAAUGGGUCGUAUUUUACCAUUUCGUUGCCAGGUGGCAAACAAAAUACUUUAUUUUUUAAAAUAAAAUUUCCAUGGUCCUACUCAGAGGUCCCCAAAUUUUCUUGUCUUUAGCACUGCUUGCUAUAUUUUUAGGCUCUUGGUUGACUGCUUGCCUGUCCAAUAUUGAAUUUUUUCAAAUUCAUCCUCUUAAAACCUGUUUUUAACAACUGGAAAAGUGGUAUUAAGUUUGAAAGAUUUCUGACAGUGCAAACACAAAAGUAAAAAAAAAAAACUAAUUUUACGUUUUAUAUAUUUUUCUAAUUGAAGUGUAAUUAAAACAAACCAAAUUAAAAUUUACUACCUCUUACAUAAAAUAACUAAGCAAAAUAUUAUUGCUUUUAGUAGGAGGAAUGAACAUUUUGUGUAAAUUUAAAUCAGAUAUAAUCUCUAUUCUUCUCAUUCCUUGGUUUUCUGUCUGUUUCUUGUUUCUGUCAGGAAAUUGACAAUCUCUCUGAAGCCCCUUUACUCCAGAUAUGAAGAUGGAAACCAAUUAAAAACUUUCUCCCAAUCUUUUAUAAUAUUGUGUAAGUGAAAGAUAUCUUUUUGAUUUUUGCUGCUAUUAAUUUCUAAAUUGUACAAUAAAUUCUCCUAUAGUUCUCCUGAUCAAUUUGUCUUGAAAAACAAUGACAUCCUUUUUUUCCAGCUAACGAGUUGCCACAUACUACAAUUAAAAGUGGAAAAAUAUUUUUUAUUGUUUUAAAUUUUGAAUAUGUGUUCCUAAUUAAAUUGUUUUAUUGCGAUCUAUUAUUGUAGACCCUCAGCUUUCCUUUUGCUGUAUCAGGCUUUAAACACCUCUAAUUUAAUUAUGACCACCCUUUAUAUGUAUACAUAAAAGCGCCACUUAUUAUUUUUUUAUUAUUUUAAACAUCAACUAACUAGCAAAAGAACUUGACACACAGAACUGUUCCUAUGAGGUUGCAACAUUAUAUUUAAAGAAGUGAUAUAUAUGUUUAAAAAAUAUAAUUUGCCUGAAAAAUGAUAAAAAUAGGUAAAUUAGUAUAUAUCAGAAAAGCUUGUUUUCUAUAACUUUUGUGGUGUUAAAUCAGAUUUAUUAAAUCUUGUUAUAACAGUCGCAUUCCAAUUUACAAACUCAAACAUUCCAAACUUGACUGGUAAUGAGUAUGACUUUUUUAUGAUCUUGUUUAUACUUUUAUUUUGAUAUGAAUGUAUAUUAAUACUUUGAAUUACAGUUUAUUGUUAUUCAAAGUAAGAUUUUACUAUUUAAAGCUAUUAAGUGUUUAUCAGAAUUCAUUAUUGUUUUAUUGUACUUAAUAGUAUAAAAAAGUGUUUAUAAGUAUUUCUUUGCAAAAUGUAUUUUAAUGUAUUUUUUCAAGGUCGCUUUGAUCUGGAUUUGAUAAGUUUGUUUUUAUUAUUUUGACAUUUUACAUUUUCAUAUUACAUAUUUGGAGUUGGAUCAAAUAUUAAAAACAUCCUUAAACAGAUUUUCAAAAGUUGUAAAACUGUAUAUAAUUUUGUAAAGCUAUGCAUGUUAUGUAACAUGUGAAUCAUAUAUUUUUAAUGCAUAGUUUUGUAAAAAAAAAUAUUUAAUAAAGUGUUAAGAGGAAAA